Electrophorus electricus (electric eel) is the source of this 4497-nucleotide messenger RNA. RefSeq names its product Rac/Cdc42 guanine nucleotide exchange factor (GEF) 6 (gene arhgef6). The record is from RefSeq and is a predicted model, not a curated record. Gene Ontology annotation, molecular function: guanyl-nucleotide exchange factor activity; protein binding. Gene Ontology annotation, biological process: lamellipodium assembly. Lineage: Eukaryota; Metazoa; Chordata; Actinopteri; Gymnotiformes; Gymnotidae. Gene Ontology annotation, cellular component: lamellipodium; cytoplasm.
GGGACGCGGGUCUCUGCUGAUCUGAACUGUUCCGCAAAGAAGCAACGUUACGGAUGUGGGUAGCAUCUGUGUCGCCUGUCAUACUUGUUGCACCAGGGGUGCUGCGAGGUUUGCGAGACCUGCUCAGCCCAAAUUAUGAACCCAGAGGAGCAGACUGUUACGUGGCUGAUCUCUUUAGGAGUUCUUAAUUCCCCAAAAAAGAGCAUCGCCGACCCAGAGGGAUUUCUGAAAACGUCUUUGAGAGAUGGGGUCGUCUUGUGUAAGCUUAUGGAACGACUGGUACCUGGAUCGAUCCUUAAGUGUUGUCCAGAUCCCAAAUGCGAAGCCGAUUGCGUUGCCAACAUCCGAGAGUUUCUGAAAGGAUGCACCUCUUUGAAGGUUGAGGGCUUUGAACCUGACAGCCUGUACUCUGGAGAAAAUUUUAGCAAGGUUCUCUCCACGCUGACAGCAAUAAACAUUGCUACUCAAGAGAGGUCAUGUCCACCCUGCAGCUCCUCUAUCCCUAACCUGUCCACCUCAAAGUCCCAAAAAUCCUUCCGGAGGCAAUCGAAGCCAGUGGAGAUGUCGGAGAACGGAGGGGGAGGACAGCUGGUGGUGAAGGCACGCUUCAACUUCAAACAGAACAACGAGGACGAGCUGUCCUUCAGCAAGGGCGAGCUGAUCCACGUUACACGGCAGGAGGAGGGGGGUUGGUGGGAAGGCACCCUGAACGGCAAGACCGGCUGGUUCCCCAGUAACUACGUGCGAGAGGUCAAGCCGUGUGACAAACCAAUCUCUCCAAAAGCGGUGAAAGGCUUUGAUGUUCCUCAGCUGACCAAAAACUACUACAAUGUGGUUGUGCAGGAUAUCCUGGAGCACGAGCGCGAGUUUGUGAAGGAGCUGCAAAAUGUGCUCACUUGCUACCUACGUCCCCUACAGGCCAGUGAUAAGCUGUCCAAUGCAGACAGCAGCUGCUUAUGUGGCAACCUGGAGGAAAUACACACCUUCCAACAGGGACUGUGUGUGGCACUGGAAGAAUGUACCAAGGUGCCGGAGGGCCAGCAGCGGCUUGGCGGCUGUUAUUUGAACCUGAUGUGCCAGAUCAGAACGCUGUACCUCUCCUACUGUUCCAGCCACCCCUCUGCAGUGACUGUGCUCACCGAUCACAGCGAGGAGCUAGACAAGUUCAUGGAGAGCCAGGGUGCUGGUGCGCCAGGCAUCCUGACUCUGACCACCAGCCUGAGUAAGCCCUUCAUGAGGCUGGAGAAGUAUCCGACCCUGAUGCAGGAGCUGGAGAGACACGUGGAGGAAGCCCACCCGGACUACAGUGACCUCCUGAAGGCAACGGCUGCUUUUAAAGGUCUUGUGACACAGUGCCAGGACCUGCGUAAGCGCAAAAACCUGGAGCUGCAGAUCCUGUCGGAGACGGUGCGCAGCUGGGAGGGGGACAGCAUCAAGUCCCUGGGCCAGGUGGUCUACAUGUCUCAAGUGCACACGCAGAGCGGCCCCGGGGAGGACAAGGAAGAGCGAUACUUCAUGCUGUUCCCCAACAUGUUAAUUAUGUUGUCUGCCAGCCCGCGAAUGAGUGGCUUCAUCUACCAGGGCCGGCUCCCGCUGUCAGGAGUCACUGUGACCAGGCAGCCGGAGGAUGCGGAGAUGGGUCAUUACGCCUUUGAGGUCACAGGGGGCAUGCUCGAGCGCGUCACCGUCUUCUGCAGUAGCUCUCAAGAGCUACAGGAGUGGCUGGAGCACCUGCAUCCUUACAUCAAAGGAGGAAGCCCAGCAGGAACCAUCACUAAGAAUGCCGAAGGCAAGUACGCGAGUGUCAUCGGCACUCCGUCCCACCAGGGUCACGCCCAGGGCUUUGGCACGGCCGUGGGCAGCCGAGGCCCUCUGGAGCCCCCGAAGAUCACCAAGCCGUGGUCGCUAAGCUGCCUGAGGCCGGCGCCUCCACUCAAACCCUCAGCCGCACUGGGCUACAAGGAGAGGAUGUCUUAUAUCCUGAAGGACUCCAGCAAAAGCCCUAAGCCCAUCAAGAAGUUCCUGCCGAAGAGAAAAACAGAGAGGAAGCCAUCGGACGACGACUGUUCGAUCAGAAAAAGUACUGCAGCUCUGGAGGAAGACGCGCAGAUCCUGAAGGUGAUCGAGGCAUACUGCACCGGAGCCAGUCUGCACCAGGCCACGGCUGUUCGUAAGGAGGGCGUGCCGCAGGUCCUGCUUCCAGAAGACGAGAAAAUUAUUGUUGAAGAGAUGAAGAGCAACGGUCAGACCAUCAUCGAAGAGAAAAGCCUUGUUGAUGCUGUUUAUGCAUUAAAAGAUGAGGUCCAUGAGCUAAAGAAGGAGAAUAAGUGGAUGAAGCAGUGUCUGGAGGAGGAGCAGAAAUCCCGCCGAGAGCUCGAGCGUGUGGUCAGGAAGCUGGUCAAACAAAAGAAUGACUGUGCCUGGGAAGAUGGAGGCCACUAGCGUGUUAAACAUGCUGCCCAUCUGGAACACACAAAGUGUUUUUGCAACCCCCGGGGAGAUUGGGAAGUGUAACGAGGGAGACUCACUGAACCAGAGGACCACGAGCCUGGCAUACCCCACGAACUACGCGGAGCCACGUUUGCAUAAGUCCGAGAUCCAGGUGCACGCGUGCUGUUGAUGAACAGCCGCUGUUCAACAAGCGUACGAGUGAGCUCAGUAUAUCACCCGUUAUCGCCUCUCUAAUUGCCCUAACAGGACACCGACAGGCGACUCCAUCCUAUGCCUUUAUUUCUCGUGGUGUACGUUUAUAAAAUAAGAUGUGAAGUCUAUAUGAGAAAUAUAGAUGGUAUAGUAUUUGUUUUCUGUUGUACAUCAAAGACAUGAGAUGUCUCAUCUGCCAUUGUAAAAUAAUCUUUUUUUCCCUUGUCUUUGUUUUCAUAAUGCCAAGCUUUACUGUAAGUAAUCAAAUAAUCCAAGGAGAUACAGGCGUGGCCCGAGGAUUAUUUUCUCUUAAACUGCGCUGCCUGCAAUCUACAAUCUGUACGAUAUUUCUAUACCUUCUUCAUAUUAGAUAAUGUUGUGUCUGAUAAUCUUGUCAUGCUAGUUCAAAACGUAAGGUAUAGCAUAUAAUGUUCGUAUAUCAUAUAUACUGAUACGAUAUAUUAUAGCUAGUAUGGCCAAAAAUAACCAUAUAAGCUUUCAUUUUCAUACCGAAUAGUCCUGUGUUGAGAACGUGUGUCCUAAGUGCUUGGACUCUUUUGAGUCCUCUAUAGGUGCUCGGCCCUACACAAUGAUCAUCAGUAACGUUACUGGGGAAAUGACAAGCUGCUACAUUAACAGUGACACAAUGAGAGAACCUUAAAGCCUCUGGUAUAAAUCUGUUGGCUUCUAUAUUAAUGCAGCGUGAAUAUGAACAUGAAUGUCCGAAUCGGGUAACUACGGAGCCGAGCUGAAACGUACCGUAAUAUUGUAACUUAAUUUUAUCCUCUCUCCUAGUAAUAAUUUAGUAAAUACAUGUUGUACUUCUUAACUGGUACACUAUCGCAUACGUGCAUGACCUGCAUGUAUGCUUUUAACUGUUUCAUAAUCUGCCUUGUAACCGAGUCAGGCUUAUAACACAUAUCAUUACUAAUAAGUGGAACGUUGAUUUGUAUUUAAAAAAUAAAUAAAUAAACAAUCAAACUUAUGGGCUUUAUUAAGCCUUAUAGCACUGCUGGUGACUAAACAGGAGAAUGGGUGGGAUUGUGUACAUAUGAACCGGAGGGGAUUACCAGAAGCAAAACCAUCAAAGUUGCGUGAGGGGAGCGUUUCAAUUUCGGCCUUGUGAAAACAGAUAAGUAUUCGAUGCAAUAGAAGUGACUGCAUGGUGUCUGACGAGAUGGAAGUUAGCGUGUAAGUCACACUUCUAACCAGAAAUCAACACAUGCAGAGUGUAAAAGCUAUAUACCGCUGUUACUGCAGUGCUGUGAUUAGACAUUUUUGUUUUGAAAGUUUUUUGUUUGUUUGUUUUUUGUUAUUUGUUUUUUUGGUAAUUAACUUAAUUGGCAUGUUCUUACAUCUGUGUGCUUUGCGUAUACUUUCAAAUUUUCCAUUGUUACAUAGGACACGGUUCCGCCUCGUUUUUAUGAUAUCCUGUGUAAUGUUUUUAGCAAAAAAAAAAUGACUGUUGUAAUUUUGUCAUUACUGACCUGUGGUACACACACAUUUAUGGAUUAGUUCACAAUUUGAAGGACUGAUUGGUGUCAUCAGUUUCCAUUUUUAGUAGCAAAUUAUGGCAGGUUAAUUUUUACACAUGUAGAUUUACAGUGCCAGUGGUGUCGUGUCUGGUAAUUCUAUAACUGCCCAAUAUCUGCAGCACUUGCAGGCUUAUUUGAGUGAAUGCUCGUCUACUCCAUUACAUUUUGUCCAAGUGUCCAUGUCUGCAAACCUGUCAAGGGUUUCUAUGCAAUUCUAAUUGUCCCUGAAUGUCAUGGGCUUUUGUUCUGUUUUUAGUUUCUUUCACGAUCAUUUCAAAAAGGGUCAUUUUAAUAAAAUAAAUAACAUCCCUGUUGUGGA